GCGUCGCUGCUGCCUAUUUUCCUUUCCGGCGGCCAUCUUGGCUUCCUCCGCGUGGGGCCCCCGGGAUCGGCGCUUCCCGCCUGCGGCUUCUCCUCCUCGCCUGUCCGGAUCUGGCCGUUUCCUCCCGCAAAGAUGAAAGAAACGAUCAUGAAUCAAGAAAAAUUAGCUAAACUCCAAGCCCAAGUGCGCAUCGGUGGGAAGGGUACUGCUCGUAGGAAGAAGAAGGUGGUGCACAGAACAGCUACAGCAGAUGACAAGAAACUUCAGUUUUCCUUAAAGAAGCUGGGAGUAAAUAACAUAUCUGGGAUUGAAGAGGUCAACAUGUUUACCAAUCAAGGCACUGUAAUUCACUUCAACAAUCCUAAAGUUCAAGCUUCGCUCGCUGCUAACACUUUCACAAUCACAGGCCAUGCUGAGACAAAGCAGCUGACUGAAAUGUUGCCUAGCAUCUUAAACCAGCUUGGGGCUGACAGUCUCACAAGCUUGAGGAGGCUGGCAGAGGCUUUACCAAAACAAUCUGUGGAUGGAAAAGCACCUCUUGCUACUGGAGAAGAUGAUGAUGAUGAAGUUCCAGAUCUUGUGGAGAACUUUGAUGAGGCUUCCAAAAAUGAAGCAAAUUGAAUUGUCACAUUCAGUAAAACUUGAAAAUUAUGUGGAGCUGCUAUUUUAUAUUGUGACUUUUAUUUGUAAUAUUUUGUACUGAUCUUAGUCUCAAGAUCUGUAAUAUUUGGAAACUCCCUUCAAUGCAGCUCUCUUCAGUUAUUGUUGGUGCACAGUGCAGAUGGGCUGGAAGUGCACAAAAUGGAAAAGUACUAAGUCAGAAAGCUAAUAAAGACUAAAUCUUUAGGCAACUACUUUAUUAGUAUUUUGUAUGUAACUAAAAAUAGAUAUGAUAGUGGUGGGAAAUGGAGCUUGUUGGUUUGAAAUCGUGUCAAAGGAAAUGUCAAAUGAUGUGAUGUAAGUUAAGAUCUUCCAGGUCCACCUCUGUUACAUUACUUAUUACAAAUAUUUAUGCUGGCAUACUGAAAUGGGCUUAAGUUCACAAUUAGAUUAUUGAUGGUGGUCCAGAUCUGACCUGGAUACAAGACAAGCAGGAUAGAUGGCUGAACUUUGAGGUUGGUUUAGCAUAGACUUCCUCUGGUCUGCUCUGGAUAUGCUGGACUUCAACUCCAAGUUCUUAACCAGAAGGGCAGCUAUAUUUUCUGGAAAUUAUAGGAGAUGAAAUCUAACUGAUGUUGAGGAUACUAAAAUGGAGAAGGCUAACUUAGAAGGAUGUAAUUUAACACAAUUAAACCUGCCCCUCCAAGUUUAAUUCUGUUUUGUUUAAAAGAAUGUGAAGAACUCUGUAAUGUAUCAUUAAUCUUUAUUUACUAAAUAUAUCUAUAAAAUGUUGUUUGGGCAAUGCAAAGGAAUAAGGUCACAGGGCUUCAAGUGAGCCUAAAGGCAUCUACAAUACACAUCCAAAUAAUCAGGAAUCAUCUUUUAGUUGCUGUGAUUUUAGUGAUAUGGUGAUUCCCCCCCCCCCCCCGUUUAUUCUUUAUAGCUAUUGUUGCCAUUUUCCUUUCCAUGUGGAAGUUAAUAUAAAGAAUGGUUCAGAAUCACUGCACAUCCCUAUAUCUAACUACCACCAUCAGUGGUCAUUCUGGUUUCCAUUUUGUUUUUACUUUUAAGACAGAGCAGUUUAUCAACAAAGCCACAAAUGAUUUUGCUUUGUCCCAAGUAGCUGGAUCAUUAGCAGCAGAAUUGUGUUCAUUAGGUCUAGAUACAAAUACUGAAUUGGAAACAAGAUUAGACACUGGUAUCUCACAGAACUUAUGAGCACAGUAGAGAUUAAUAAUGUCUACCAGUGAACAGUUCAUGUCAGUGGAUGUUGUCCUUGGUUGAAUUAACCUUGAUGUUUAGGUAGAAUAUCAGUUACAAUUCAUUAGCUGCACUGGUGCUUGGACAAAAACUUGGUGUAAAAAUCUGUAUUUCAGUCUUAGACCAUAGAAGGGCUUUUGUUGUGUUAAGUUGCCUAUUUAAAAAAAGGUAAGCACAGGCAAGAUGAGUAAAUAUGAAUAAUUUGUACCCUAAAAUAACAUAUAAAGCCUUUUCUUCUUAGUGUCCUUUUUAGAAAUAGCAGUAAUUAAUCUAUGUUGUGGCUAAGUAGUCCAUUUUGGGUACUAUUUGGAUGAAAGAUCACCAGGAAAUCUUAAGGCUGCGCUGAAAAGUUGAAAUAACAUCCUGGAAGAAGGCAGUAGCCAAUCAGUUCCAUCUUGCUACUAAGAAAUUUGGGGAGAUGGGUGGUAAUUAAAUUUGAAUAAUAAAUAAAUGAUAAUGGACAAAUCCUUGUCUUUACCCCUCCCCCCUCCUUUUAACAAGAUCACAGCAUGCUCCUUAAAAAUUGACUACUGUAGAUGAGACGUUCUUAGACCGCAGUCUGACUGGAAAGGUUAUACUGUAGGAAAGUACAUAAUACCUGCAUUUACCCAAUUACUAUCUACUACUGUGCAGUGGCAGGAAUUACAUCUAUUUUACCAGAUAGCUAUAUUGUGCUGAUGCUGUCUAGCUGCUUUCAAUAAAACUGUUUCAGGGUUUUA
Messenger RNA from Candoia aspera, 2579 nucleotides. It is a transcript of the gene BTF3, whose product is annotated as basic transcription factor 3. The transcript is spliced from 7 exons. Gene Ontology annotation, cellular component: cytosol; nascent polypeptide-associated complex. Bases 133 to 621 code for a protein of 162 amino acids. The record is from RefSeq and is a predicted model, not a curated record. Lineage: Eukaryota; Metazoa; Chordata; Lepidosauria; Squamata; Candoiidae.